AUGGAAGAAAAAGAGGAGCAUAAGGCAAUUGGAACGUCAAGUGCUAUGUUUAACGAUAUCGUGGAAGAGGAGAAUAUGAAAGACAAUAUAAUGGGUUCAGCUUUGAGCGCAUAUAUCGACUUUUGAAGAGGUUGUAUACAUUUUUAAAAGGAUCGAUAAUGGGCUGUGGUGGGAAGCUCAUCGCUGAGGAAGAAAAGGAGAACCCUAAAAGUAGGCAUGGAUUAAGAUACCGAACAAUCCGAGGUACAUCGGUCUGGAAUGGUUGUGGAGAAAUAAACCUCAUUCUCCUUGUAACAUAAGAAAAGAAAGCAAAAAAGUUAACUCUAAAGCUGUUGUUACACAACAAGAAACUGAUGGUACACCCUUGGUCAUUGUGGCUUCCAAUAAUCAUUCCACAAACAGUGGAGAUGAAAACAAAAAUCGCACAGAGGAACGCGAGAAGAAGAAGAGGAAGUUUGAAGGCGUCGUUGAAGCUGCCCUCUUUGAUGUCUGCCUCUUGAUGAAAAGGAGCUUUUUACGAGUACCACCUGAAUAGAGAUGAAUACUUGAAAUGUGCAACAAAAUGUGAGAAAAUUGCAGUUGAUGUUGUCGCUAAGAUGGAUAGUUUUGUUAUACAGGUCGUGUCUGCAUUUGAGCAGUCAAUGCUGUAGCAACAAGAGAAUAUCCGAUGAUAUUCUCAUGUGUAGCAAUAAUGAAAUUAUCCUUAUCAAGAAGACUAUUAAUCCAGUGGUCAGUUGGUUGCCUUUCGAUGCAAGAGACGGUUUGCUUGCAUUGACCCUCUUAGAGACGCCUAUGUUUUCGUUUUAAUGUAAAGCAUACAUUUUGUAAGUAUUUGGCUACCUUUUUUUCUAAAAUAUGUUUUCAAGGUUAAAGUUCCUAAAAAGAGGAUAAAUAUGUAACACUAUACCACCGCACGAGAAGUUCUAAAUCCAUACUAUUACAACUUUUACCCGCAAUAUAAAAUCAUGCCCAAUAGGGAAAUUUUAAAAUUACAUACGUACACGGCGAAUGGAUGGGAAAGUUGUUGAUAACUGGUUCUUGUGAAUGAAAGUGAUCCUCGCAGUAAUGCACACUACUUGAGCAGUAUUGGAAAUAAGGCCUGAAAAAAAAUUCAGGCGUGUAAGGGAUUUGAACCCAUACCCUCUGCGAUACCGGUGCAGCGCCUGAAUUUUUUUUUUCAGGCCUUAUUUUCACUACUGCUCAAGUAGUGUGCAUUACUGCGAGGAUCACUUUCAUUCACGUCUUUAUCCGCAGUUCAAAUAUAUGACUUUCAUAUAUUCUUAGCCGAUAACUGGUUCUGUUGUCCCGUUUGCUAAGCUCCAUGUUAGAGGCGACGUAGUGAGAGCAGAUCUUGGCCAUACCUGUGGAAAAUGCAACGUAAAGAAGAAGAAAAAUGAAAGGAACUUUAGGACAUCUCUCAGCAUCCUAUAGAGGAAAAGCUGCAAGGGACCAAGCACUGAACUGGCUUAGAAAAAGUGUGCCAAGUGAAAAAAGGUCAGAACGGAGGCGCUGGAAUAUAUAGCAUUAGCCACGGUAGAUGCAAUUUUUUAAGGCUUUCAUUCUUUAUUAUAGCCCCAUUCCAUUAACCACACAGUGCAUGACAGCAGAAAUAAAAAGACGAUUAGUGUGUCUACAACAUUCCAUCAUUUUGAAAAGUAGAUCGACCAUCCUUGGUUGCAACGUUUCACGACUUCCUGUAGAGUAGCCCGAUGUCGUAAGAAAUAACGGCCUGUGGAUAGCUUGAAACGACUCAGUUAACCUAAAUGGGAUUUGUUUUAGUUUUCUCCUCGCAGUUUGGUUUUGAAUAUUUAUUUCAAGUGUAUUUUUAAUUCACCCACUUAAGUGCGCAAAUGUCAAACGUUGGAACAUGUUGGCCCAGGUCUUAAUUAAACAUCAUUGUCUUUUUUAUCCACGAACAUCUAUUAUUGUGUUUGUUGUUUUAAUUAUGAAAACAUUUAUAUUGGAUAUAUUUAUGCAUUACCUUCAGCGCUUGAAUCGGGCUGGUUAAACAGAUGCUCGAUUCACCAGAAUUAAGUGUCUCCCGUUAACAGAAGGGUUCGUUAAUCCAUUGAGCCGCCAUAAAACGGCAUUUUUCGGAUUAACUAUAGUCUCUUCUUUCGCAAAUAGAAAAUUUGACCAUUGAGUUGACCAGUUUUGGGUGUGACUGUUGUCUUCGCAAACAUUGAAAGCAAUCUUUUGAUAAUAAUUUUCUUACCAAUCCACGUCAAAACUCCCCAACCGGUUCCAGUCGUUGUGAUGACAAGAAUAAGUUGGAGGCAGAACCAGAGCGUUUUUAUCAGCAUUCUUUUAUCUCGCCAUUCUGAACUGUCAUAGUAGAUGACCUUGUCGAGGAUAAUUGACAUUUUAGGCUUGUCACAAACUGAAAGACAAAGGGAUUCAAAACAAAGGACUAUUAUACAGUAAAAGGCUGGAAGACUAAUCAAAGUAAACGACUACUCUUGUCUAAUUCAAACCAGACAAUGCAGUAGCAACGCGGAAUAUUUGUCAACUUAAGCUUUGAAUCUACAGUGGUCAGUUCCUAUUAAUCUCUCAAAAUGCUUUAAUGACUUAUAUUUUCCAAUUUUUUAUGCAUUUCAGCCAUCUUUUUAUGAUUUCAUUACAUUUUUUGUUAGCUUUUUGUCUUCUCAGAGCUCGAGUGAGAUGUUUGCAUUCCGAUAUAACUAAGGAAACAAUGGACAUUUUUUGGUCGUCAAAAAAAUUCAGAUCAUUCCUAAGCUGAGUUGGAGUGUGUACAUGUACAUCUUUUAGUCACUGAAUUUUUCAGAGAAUGACAUUUCCAUACACAUUCAAGACUAAACCAACCUUCUUCCAUUUCUUACCUGUAGCUAUCUUUUAGAAGACUAAACUGUGAAUAAAUUCUUUGGGCGUUUUUUUUUUAGUAAUAGGCCGUUUCAGAGUUCCAAUCAAUUUUUCUUUCAAAGAAAGGCUAUGAGCAAAAGGUCUCUUGUGAAUAAAAAGGGUAAGUUGCUGAAGAAACUGUGGUGCUGCGUCAGUGGGUUAGUAUAACAGGACAAUUUGGUAUUAUCAAAUGAAUUGAUAACGCAAAUUGGCCACCGUUUGGAGUUUCAAAGCUGACGUUCCGAGCGUUCUGCGGAGGAAGAGCUCUGACGAAGGGCUAACACUCGAAACGUCAGCUUUGAAACUCUUGACAGUGGCCAAUUUACGUUAACAACUCAGUAGAUAAUGCCGAAUUAUCUUUCUUGUGAAGACUACUUUUGUUCGCAUGAAAAAAAAAAUUCAUUUCUGCACAGUCGCCCUCCUUUUAAAGCAUAGGCUUAAGGCAUCUCGAAAAUAGUCCAUUUUGAUGUGAUGCGGUAACUGAACAGGAAAGUAAAGUUGGUAAUUUAGUGUUAACAACUGAGUUGAAAACGUAAAUUAGCCACCGUAAAGGGUAAAAAAGCUGACGUUUCGAGCGUUAGCCCUUCGCCAAUCGCUCUAACGCUCGAAACGUCAGCUUUUUUAUCCUUUACGGUAGCUAAUUUACGUUUUCAACUCAGUUGUUAACACUAAAUUACCUGCUAUACUCUUCCACCGACGCAGCACCACGGUUUCUUUAGAAACUUACCCCUUUAUUCAGGAAUGUGAAGUUCUUAGGUUCGAUUUUUAUUACCCUCUUCACUAAAAUGCUCGCUGAGAGCAUGACAUCACAAUAGUUUGUGAACAGUCCAUGAUGGUGUUAUUCGCCAGAUUGUUCUCCUUUCAUUCGUGUAUUAUUUCUUGCCUUAAAAAUCAUAUACUAAUGUAAUUCUCUAAGAACAAAUAGUCAUAGACAUAAUUUUUUUGCUGUAGUUAGUUUUGUUGUGCCCCAUGGGCAGAUAUUUGAACGAAACAAUCUUCAAAAAUUCAAAAGACUGGAGUGGACGUUGAAGCUUCGAAUUAAUCGACGCAUAAGUUCAACAAACGAGUGGCGUUAACUGAAAUAGUUCAUCUCCUUGUGCGAUUUGACUCUGCCAAGUUAUGACAGCUAUGGGUAAGCCGAAAAGUUCGAAUAUUUUUUGUAAGUUGGUUGGGGAAGGGGUGGUGGGGUGUAAAUUUUUGCCGUACGUCGUCAUGGUAUGUUACAUCCCAAAUGUAAUUAAUUAAUUAAUAAUAAUUAAUAACACUUAUUUAUACCGCGCAAAUUCAGUUAUGUAGUUUUCAAAUGCGCCUUACAAUUAAAGAUAAUAAAGUAAAAUACAAUGUAUAAAAUAUAACAAUAUAUAGUCAAAAUUACACGAAUGAAUAAUUAUCUAAUCUAUAAAUUACAAUACUAUAUCAGAAAAGGCUUUUUUAAAAAGGUAAGUCUCCAAAAUUUGAAUACUAAUCCUCCCUUGCGUUGAUCAUUUAGCAUGGAUCUGUACUCAUAUUCUUUUUUACAUUUAAUUAGCAUUCUCAAGUUCUCUAUAAGGUUAGGAUGUAUUAGAAAUAGGAGCACCUUCAGUGUCCAUGCGCUUCACAAGAGGGGUGUUCAAGAUUAAGAAUUCUAGCAUAGAUUGACUUAUAACCCUGAAGUCUGGUUUGUGUAAACGUAUUGUUCAGAUUUGUCGUGAUACCUAUAUAGAAUCUGCAUAGUGUAAGUUGGUCGUCGUCAGUCAGUUUCGAUCCAACGGUAGCUUGUAAGGUCGUUCUGUUGGAGUUCGUUUGCAUGGUAAUUGUCGUUAAUAACUCAUUCGUAUGGUGCCGGUAAUUGUUGACAUCUGUCGGAAAAAGCUGAAAAACUGAUGAAUCAAUUGACAUCAAUUCUUCAUUCGAUUCUGAUGAUGACUUCCGCUAACGUUGUAAAAAAAAUCGGUCAGUAAGUACCGACAACAGUUCUUGUCAAGACUCUUCAUCCGGAGGAUCAUUGUCGCGUUGUUACCUGAUUGCUAUUCACCAUCAAGUAAGCCUUCAAAAGGGUGUCUCCCAAAGCAAACUUUUAUAAGAGAUUGUUGAGAGUUCAACUUUUUAUUGACCAACGUUUCAGAGUAAUUAAGAAUAUUUAAGUGUAGUUACAGAUCAGCGACUUUUCUUGUAUUUCUUGAUUCAACCUUUAUAGUUUGAUAAACGGAGAGUGUACUGUAUUUUGUAAUGUGUUAUAUAAUUUCGACCGACAGGUAAAAUAAAGAUAAGUCAUGAAAGCCGGUAGUCUGCUUACUAUAAAAGAUUACUUUAGUCCCAGUGAAAUAUCAGUUGCAUUCUAGUCCUAAAGGAAAAACUUCUAUUCCCACCGAGAAAAUUUUUCAUUAAAGGGCUUUGGGUAUUAGGGUGUACGUACUUCGUGUUCUUCGCACGAAAAUCCUAAUGGAAUCUGGACACGUGCUAAAUAUCCAUGAUCGGUAUGGGAUGGAAGGGAGCAGGAAAUGGGAGCAGGAAUUUAUUAAAAAAAUGACCGAUAUUAUGCACGCUUCAAAAUGAAAUAAUAGAGGUGAAAAUAACAGCAUUAAGAAGCUUUAGAAUGACUCUAGUAUCACCUUGUGCUGGAGCGUAAAUAACACUCGUAACGCGUGACGUGUAACGUGGCGUUACACUUGAACACGAAGGUAAGCGUUAAAUAAAUAAAUAUAGCAGAGAUCUUUGUGGUGCUUCAUGGUUUCCAUGGUUUUCAUGUUAAAAUGACGAUCUUAGAAGGUGCUUCAAGAGGACUCUCGCUGUUACUUUAAAAGUUGUGCAAUGUAGUCUGGUGAUUAGGUGCAAUUUUUGGCAUUCCUCACCGUAUUUCUCUCUCCAUAAUAAGUUGAAAGCUGUACUCUGCCCACAGCGAUUGCCAUGAAGCAGAGGAAUUUGGUAACAAUAGUCUAGUGGGUUUGCCCUUUUUUUUAUUUUUUAUUUUAUUUUUUAUUAUCGGUAUCUCUAUCCGCAGUCGCAGCAGUCAAUGUUUUCUUAGACUGGUGAAUGACGAGUUCGAUAUGCUUUGUCUAACCUUUUCCCCAGGAUAACGUGCUUCCUUCUUGGUCUAUCAUCGCGAUACAGUCGUCGACAGAAAUCUAAGAUCCUUUCAUUUGGUGCCUACUCCUAAACCUGAGUAACACGGCUUUAGCUUGCCUUGCUCGUAAACUCAUUUUUCAGGGAUUUAAUCGAAGCUGAAGCAGUUCGGUAACUUCGGAGUCAAAUUACAUGUUACAACAUUUUCUGUUUCAUGACGCCAACAACAAUGACAGGAACAACUAUUUUGACAUUUAUCACGCGACCCAAGUAUGCAGAAAUUUAGUCAUUUAGUGGUUGGCCUUCAUACAGUCUUGAAAAAAUCGUUGUUUCCAGGUGACACUGGAAUCACCAUUCAUGAUACGUGAAAAUGAGAAGCUCUGGGACGAGAAUGUGUGGACAAAUAACGCUGCCCUGGUGUUCAUAUUUCCACGAAUUCUCUUCUUGAAAGCCCCCAACAAUUCAAGUUGAAGCGUUUUAUCGUUCCUUUGUCCCAGACAUAAUCAAGUAUGCCCCUAAGAGGUGAAGGUAGCUUUGAAUCAUAUCUUGAAGAUUUAUGGGCAGGGAGUAGACAGAGAGAGGCAGAACAUACCUUGAAUUCGGAUGAGGCUGUAAAGCAGGAAGAAACUAAAGGAAGCUGCUGCAAGAAACUGUAUGACGCCAUUGAAGAGGGCGACCCACAAGAGGUCUGCGAACUUCUAAAGAGUGAAAAAUUCGAAAAUUUACCGCAUCUUAAGGACUUAAAUAAAGUUUCCAAAUCCAUUGCCGACACAGAGGGAAAAAAAGAUUGUUUCUGUAAGUUUAUCUGCUCAGAAUUGAAGAACUUCUGCGAGAACCUCAAAAAGAACCUCCUCAAGAACAACGGAGAGGAAGAUUUGCCAAGCGAGGAAGAUCGAGUAAACCUAGAAAUUCAAAGCAACCCUCUGUUCUUAAGUCUAAAAUGGCUGUGGAGGAAUAAUCCACAGUCUCCUCAGCACAAGGAAAGCAAGAAAGGCAAGGAGAGUAAGCUUAAAGACGUAAUUGAAGCAGCUCUUGAUGAUGCUUUUCUACUGGAGAAAAUGGCUUCGUACGAAAAUCCCUUCAGCCAUGAUAAAUACAUGGAUCGUGCAGAGGAAUGUGAAAAGUUUGCCAUCGACAUCGUUGAGCAAGUAAACGGCAACAAAGAGCUGCUGCACAAAGUCAUGGAUAUCGACGGAGAGGGAGCUUUGGUAAACAAGAAGUCCGAUAAUUUUAUUUGUAGCUUGAGUCUGCUCAAGAUGGCUGCUAAUAAAGAACGCAAAAUGGUGAGUGGUAGGUUGAUAAGUGUAAUUAAUAAAGGGGGUAACAAGGUAAUUUGGUAUUAUCAACUGAGUUGAUAACAUAAAUUGGCUACUGUUAAGAGGUUAAAAGCUGACGUGUCGAGCGUUCGCCCUGCGUUAGCCCUUCGCCAUUCGCUAACGCUCGAAACGUCAGCUUUGAAAUUCUUUACUGAGACCAAUUUACGUUACCAACUCAGUUAAUAAUACCAAAUGACCUCGUUAAUAUGUCUUCCAGGCUCCGCUUGAAAGUGAAAUUGAUUUUUCUCAGGCUUUCAUCUGCACUCAUAUAGGUAAAAUUUGACAAAAACAUAAUCUUGUAUUUUGUUGACAACCAAAAAACGUUUAACGAUAAUAGAGACAUCAGGCAUUCCGAGAAAUCGAAUUCUCGGAAAACGAAAUGAAGAACAAGACGACAGCGAGACCAGUUAUGAUAUGAUUUACAAGAUGACGAUGCUGUUAAGCCCAUAAAGGAUUCCAAAAUAUUUAAAAAAUUAUUAAAACCGUCGUAGGUAAAUGCAGGAGCCAAUUCAACACAGCGUAAACAAUUCCCGUAGCCGUGGUUUACAAUUUAUAACGCACUUUGCCUUCAAAAUAAUUUACAGACUUUAGGCAAGUGAAAAUAGGGUAAGGGAAGUACAAUCACUGUGCUUGUUAUGUAAUGUAACUGUCAGAAAACAACGUUUUUCGUCUUGUGAGUGUUACUGAAGUCGGUUAGCCUGCGUUUCUGAGGAUGCCAAUUCGAACUUGCUUUCCUCUCGUAAGCAUUUUAAUGAAUCAAGUUGGCUUGGUCAAACACAAGAAACGCAUUAUCACACACCCAAUAAUUAAACUUGGUACUUGUUUCUGACAGCUGUCAAUCACAGUGUUCGGAAUGCGCACGGGCUCUAAAAGAAAAAAGGAAUUUUUUUCUGUAGUCGAGUAUCGUCUUGCAUGUUGAUUAAAUAUCGUUGUGUUUACAUCCAAAGUUUCAGUGUUUAUUUAAGCAUAAACACCACAUCUGGCGAUGAGGAUCAAGCAUAGAACAAACAGAGAGCACUCCAAAAGCAUCUGAAGGGAUUUUCGAAGCGAUUUCCAAAGCGGUUUCCGAAGCAUUUUCUCCCGUAAACAUUAUAGCGAUUUCUCUACCAAACUUCCCACCGUUUGAAGUUCACCUCUUUGGAAAUGCAGGCCUGAGAUGGAAGAAAUGGCCAGGACGAUUCGAGAGACUAACCAUUGGAAUGGAAAUUUCCAAUGACAAGCAAAAUAGAGCCCUUUUGCUGCACCACGGCGGUCCAGAGGUUGACGUGAUCUUCGACACGGUUCAAGACGUCGGUGAAGACAAAGAUUACAAAAAGGCCGUCGAGAAACUAACCGCUCACUUCUCUCCGCAAGUCAACGUAACGUGCGAAGUGUACAAUUUCCGGCAGGCCAAGCAAAAGGAUGGAGAAACCCUCGACUGUUUCCAUACACGUCUGAGAAGCCUAGCGAAGACCUGCGAUUUCGCAAAUGCAGACAAGGAAAUCAAAGAACAGAUCAUCUUCAACUGUAAGUCUAAUUCCCUACGACGCAAAGCUCUGCGUAGACUUCGACUUAUCUGGCCCCAUGAAGGCUGGUAGAGCCUUAGAAUUAAGCGAAAUACAAGCAAAGGAGUUGGAGAAUCUCCAUCAAACCGUAAGCGCGGUAAAGUGUAACAAGAAAGGAAACUCAACACAUCUCAAAAAGACACAGAAUCGGCAGUAGUCACACACUCGCUACGAGUCACACAAUCGCAGCAACUCCCGAAAAGACGAUGGUAAAUGUAGAACUGUGGUGAACCAUACCCUCACAAAGACUCAUACACUGCGAAAAACAAGAAGUGUAAAUCCUAUGGCAAACUAAACCUUUUUGCCCGUGUUUGCAGAAAUCCAUUUGAGUCACCAAAUCCACCUGAGUUAGCAAACGCGUCACGUUUGAAGACACGGCUGAAAAUGACGAAUACGUUUACACGAUAGGCGGUGACAAGCAACCAACUUGCAAACUCAAGACGGAUGGAAAACAAAUGGAAAUGAUGGUCAACUCCGGUGCAUCGGUCGAUCUAAUGGACGAAGGCACCUUCAGGGAAUUAUACAAACGGAAGGUAUCAGAAGUCACCGAGCGCAGAAUUUUCCCCUACGGAUCAUCCACACCUCUACCUGAUCUGGGAACUAUUGAGGCCGAAAUAUUCGCUAACGCCAACGGCGCAUAGACAACCCUGCAUGUCAUCAAAGGUGCUUCAGGAAACCUCCUGGGUAUUAACACCACCACAAAACUUGGCGUGUUCAAGAUCAUCAACCAAGUCAAACCUGACGAGACCAGUCCCCGGUCCCCCGUCAACGGAGAUUUAGAAAGCCUGCUCGGUGGAAUGGGCAAGUAAAAGGAAAGUCAUCAAGCUUCACAUAGACCUUGACGUCAUACCCAAGCAACAACCGCACUGUCGAAUUCCCUUUCAUUUCAGAAAGGAUGUCGAGAUGGAGUUAAAGCGAUCAGAAGAGCUAGACAUCAUCGAGACCGUAACAGGCCCAAUGCCCUGGGUGAGCCCUGUUGUCAUAGUCCCCAAGAGCUCUGGUUAAGUGAGAAUAUGAUGCCAACAAGGCUGUUAAACGAGAAAAACACCUGUGUCGACCAUAGACGAUCUGGUUGCUGACCUCAACGGAACUGGCACCAGAGAGCCGCUACAUUAUCGCACACACGUCGGAAUCCGAAGAUACGAGCGCCUCGUGUUUGGAAUUAACGCAGCAUCCGAGAUCUUUCAGAAAGCAAUCAAGGAAAUACUCACAGGCCUCUCAGGAUGCAAGAAUAUCUCCGAUGGAAAAACUCAGAAGAAACAUGAUGAGAACCUCCGUGGCGUACUGGAACGGCUCCAGUAACAUGGCGUGCGCCUGAACAAGGAGAAAUGCGCCUUCUCGAGGAGUGAGAUCAAGUUCUACGGACAGAUUUUCAGCAAGAACGGAGUCAACGCAGACCCAGCCAGGAUCAAGGCGAUCAUUGACAUAAGCAAACCAGAAGGUGUUAGGGAUGUGAAGUCUCUACUGGGGAUGGCUCAAUACGUGUCCCGUUACAUCCCAGACUAUGCCACGAUAACUGCUCCUCUACGGCUGUUAACCAAGAAAGACAUGUCAUGGCAGUGGGCCGACGAACAGUAACAAGUAUUCGACAAGUCGAUAGAUAGCAUGACCAAGAAUCACGUGAUGUCAUACUUUAACCCAAGACUCAGGACUGAAGUGAUAGUCGACGGGAGCCCAGUCGGACUCGGAGGAUUUUUUGGUGCACGAUAGCUCUAACUUAAAAGCUAUCAGUGAGCACCCAGUGACGUUGAGAGCAGAUAUUCUCAAACCGAGAGGGAAAUGCUGGGAGUACUCUGGGCAGUCAAACAUUUUCAUCUUUACUUGUAUGGAUGGUAGUUCAUCAUUGCCACAGACCACAAGCCACUCUUGGGAAUCUUUAACAGUCACAAGCCAACGUUAGCGCGUAUCGACAGAUGGAAGCUGAGGCUCAUGCCCUACAACUGUCAACUCAUCUACCGACCUGGCAAAGACGCUGGGAAUCCAGCCGAUUUUAUGAGCCGCCAUCCAUUUAACAUAGACAGAGAGGAGCCCAACAUUGCAGAAGAUUAUGUGAACUAGGUACGCAACCAGGCAAUGCCAAAAGACGCUGCAAGAAAUCAAGUUAGAGUCGGAGAAGGGCAUUUCGCUGCAAGCACUUAUCAAGGCCGACAAGACUGACCAGUGGACACAUCCCGAAAUACAGGAGUACAGAAAUUUGAAAGAUGAACUCUUGGUCAACCGAGGAACUGUACUGGGGGGAAACAGGAUCGUAGUCCCGAAAGCACAAAGAGACAGCCGUGGACCUAGCUCUGGGCACCAAGGAAUCACAAAAACAAAACGCCUCAUCAGAGAGAAAGUUGGUUUCCCGGUGUAGACAAGGUGGUUAAGGAGAAAGUCAACAACUGUUUACCAUGCCAAGUAGCAACUACUAGCAAGGCAGAACAACUCGAACCUCUAAGGAUGACACCGCUACCAAACGCUCAUGGAAAGAACUCGCGAUGGAUUUUCUAGGACCACUCCCUUCUGGAGAGUACCCCAUGGUCGUCAUAGACGAGUACAGCCGUUUCCCAGAAAUUGAAAUUGUCACAUCGACUUCUGCAUGCUAGAUCCACCAUCCCGAAGCUCGACACAAUUUUUGCUAAACAAGGAAUUCUUGACGUCUUAAAGAGUGACAAUGGACCCCCUUUAAUGGCAUGGAGUUCAAGAACUCUGCUGAACAUCUGGGUUUUCACCACCGUAAAAUCACGCCACUUUGGCCAAGAGAAAAUGGCGAAGUGGAGCGUUUCAUGAAGACACUAAAGAAAUGCGUGAGAGCCGCCACCGUUAGGCACAAGAACUGGAAACAAGGACUCUAUAAGUUUCUAUUACAGUAUCGAGCGACACCUCACUCGACCACAGACAUCUCACCAUGUGAAGCACUUAACAUAAUAAUAACCAGUAUUAAUAUAGCGCACAUAUCAAAAAGAACUCUCAUGGAUUAACCAGAGGAAGCUUAAGACUUCUCUACUAGAAGAGACACCACCAGUUCUUGAGAAACAGAAGAACACGACAGAUAGGGAUGCAGAACAGAAGAUGAAGAUGAAAGCAUAUGCAGACCAAAAGUUAGGAGUCAGAGAGAGACACAGUUCUAAUCAAGCACCAAAACGCAACAAGCUAAGCCCCCCGUUCAGUCAAUUACCUCUCGUGGUUUAAGAAAAAAACGGAUCUAUGGUUACGGCAAGCGAUGGGAACAAAACUGUCGCGCGGAACUCAUCCAUGUUCAAAGUUACCCCCAGCCACAUUAAGAAUGCUUAAAAGAUAACACAAGAGCAGGCAGACGAAGAUUUAACAGCAGAAGUUUCGGAACUAGGCAAGUACCAAGUUCUCCAAGCCCAACAAUUGAACUUUGUGACAAUUAAACACCUUCCAGUUUAUCGUUUUUAACUAUUAGAGAUACGUUGUUUAAGUCGAUUUUUUAGAUAUACACGUAUCUAAAAGUUUAUAAUCAAGAAGGGGAGAGAUGUAGUGUUUCUGACAGCUGCCAAUCACAGUGUUCGGAAUGUGCACGUGCUCCAAAAGAAAAAAAGAAGUUUUUCUGUAGUUGGGUAUUGUCUUCCAUGUUGAUUAAAUAUCGUUGUAUUAAAUAGACACUGAAACUUUGAAACAAAGUUUCAGUGUUUGUUUAAGCACCUCUAAAACAAAAUUUUGGCUUCUCAUGAAGAAUUUUGGGCCGGAAUUUUCGACUUUAAUUUGCGAAAGUAAGGAAUUGAUCUAUUAUUUAGCUCAUUAUGUAUGCAGGAUCUAGCUCAUAUACCGGAAACAUUAGACUUAUUUGACGUAAAGGAAAAGACAGGGAAAGGAAAAUGACAAUUCGAAGACUUAAUGUCUUUCAAUUUCAACAGUGUCUUUCGUGAGGUACACUCCAUUUAUUUGUUAAUUUUCAGUCGUUCCCGGCUCUCCGCCUCUAUGCAUUCUAAGAUGAUCACCCAGAACACUUUUAAGGGUGGCGUCGAUUGGAAAUUUCAGUCAUUUUACGCUACAGCAGCACUAAAAACGCAUUAAACUACUUUGGCUAGGCAGCGCCAGACUCUUUCACAAAGAGGACGCGAGACGCAAAAGCAAAUUUAAACCUUUAUCGGUUUAUUUGACGGUAUUAACCCUCGACGAAACCUCGCUUGCAAACAUUAAAUUAACCUCGAUCGGAAUAAGAGAAUGGCUGAACAUAAAAUUGGAUUUCAUUGCAAAUCUAAAGUGGUAUGUUUUUUCCAAGUCUUGCCCUCAAUAACGAGUAACCAAGCGAUUCUCAAACCUGUUGAUGAUGCUGGAUCUCAGCAUCAAUUCAGGGAAGUGAAUUUUCUCAUAAUAAACCAAACAUUUCUCUAACACUUGCCAAUCGUUGUCUGUCGUCUUGCAUUGACAAACGUUAGAAUUAUUUCACGCCUUCUUUUGCACAAAGCCACUCGCAAGGAAUUUCAUUUUGACUGCAGUUUCACUUUGGUUCUAUUUGAUUUUCAGUUUGUGGCAAGCCCAAACUGUCAAUUUGUUCUUGACGAAGUCAUCUACUACGGAAUCCCUGGUUGGCGAAAUAUGGGAAUCGGGAUUAAAACAUUCUGGUGUUUGCUCCAACUUUUACAGGUCAGCGUUAUGAUCCCCUUUUACAUCCCACUUAAGUUAAUUCGCAAGAAUUUCCCGUGCUGCCGCGGAUGUGACUCCAACUGCCUGAGAGAGCUGUACCACUGGCUGAUAAUGCUAUAUGAGCAUCCUUACUCGAAGUUUCUUAACCACACCUUGUCAUACAUAAUAUUUUUGGCUUUAAUCUUUGGUUCAUCUUUUGAGCACAAGUAUGGGCCUGGUGGUGCAGGCCUUACGUGGAUUGGUAAGUUGAUUUCAUGUGAAUGAUUCAUUUCAAAUCUUGGCUUCUUUAAAGGGCGAAACGGAAACUUGUGUAAGAUAUAUUUUAUUUUGAUAGUUAGUCGUCACGCAAAAUCCAAAUAAGUACUGUAAGAGGAAAUUUCUUAACACAGAAAGUCGGGAUUUUAUCUUGCCACCUUCCACCAAUAAAACCAGAGGAAUUGAAGCGCUUUUGAGUCCAACUGUUUCAGAGGCCCAAUAUUGUAAAUUAGUACGAAGAUACAUCGAAAACUUCAGUAUUAGACUCAGAGAACCAUUUCCUUGGAAACAUAAAAUCAUGACAGACAUUGUAGGUAGUUGAGAAAAUAAGGCUCGGCCCUUCAUGACUUGCAAUUCAAAUGCAUCUAUUUUUCUAACACUUGACAAAUAUUAAGUAAAUAAAUCAUCCUUUAUGCGGCUGGCAUGUCGGCUAUAAUGUCCACGGCUGGUUUAUGAAAAAUGACUAUUUGGCCGAGGAGAAAAACUACGAGGGCAAUCCCUCAGCCUAGGAUAUUAUCAGCAGACAUAACGGCAAGCCAGAAGAGAGUUUAUUUACUUUUUAACCCUCUCAUUAAUUUUCGUACCGCGGGUUGACAGCAAAUUUUGUUGACUUUUUGUACUUUUCAAAGUAGUAUUUGAGAUCAGCUUUUUAAUGUCACUAUCACUGGACUCUACAGUUCGUUUUUUCCUUCCAUGAACCGUAAUAAAAAUGAAAAAGUGAAACCCCUGAGCUGGUUUUUUCCCUUGCCUGUGUUUCUUUUCGACGGAAAUAGUCGAAGCACAAAUAUUGAUGUAAACGGUACCACAUGAAGAAAAUUAGCCAAUAGAAUCAGUUGGAAAUAAAUGAGUGGGCUAUAAUUAACAAUUAAUUGCUGAGGGUAAAGUAAGAUUGUCGAGGGGAUUUUUCAACUACAUUCAAUGAGCAUGAAGUGAUUCAUUGUCUAGUAUAAUUGUUCAAGUGCUUCCGAAUUCUGUUGUAAUUCGUUUUGCUGUUGAAACCAUCCUGUAAUAAUUGUUUAGAGUCCUCGUAUAGAGAUAAGGAACCAGUUUCCAUUAGAAUUUAACAGGUAUAUUUUGUUCAAUCAGGAAAACUCCAUAUCUUUUUUUUGAAAAGAGUUCAUCCAAACUUAGUGGCAUCUCUUGUGCUCCUCAGAAUUAGAUUUUCUUCUCUCAUGUUUAUCACUUCCUUCGUAACUUUGACAAAACGCGAGGGAGCCGUUUUGAAAUGGGCCCCUGCUAUAAUCACCUCGCGCGAGGUGAUUAUGGUGAGAUAUCGCGCAAUUCUAAAGCCAUUGGAGUGCGUGCAUUUCUAUACACACCUGAGCAGUUAUACUACACAGAAAUAUCCGUAAGCGCCAUCAUAACAGGUGAGCUACAACGCUUGCCUGUUGUUUUCAUACCUGACAAGAUCUAGGGGACAUAUUCAGAAGAGAGCUGCUAUGGAGUGCAAGCAUUUCGGAGUUUGCAAUUGAUCCUUGUACAACAGCUUUACUUAUAACUUGAUUACUUACUCCUACCCACAGAUUUGGUUAUAAUGCACUUCGUCCUCGGCCUUCUCAUACAGGAAAUCGUGGAAGCCUGGAGGCAAGGUGCUUUCAUUUACUUCUCAAAGUGGUGGAAUGUUGUUGAUACAGUGAUUAUCCUCGCAUUCAUAGGGGCCUACGGUCUAUGGUUGAUCGCGUGGGGCGUUUACGGAGAGUGGAAGCCUGAAAAAAAAGUUUUCAUCUAUGCAGAUGGCAUUUAUGCCAGUGCCUGCGUCGUGGCCUAUUUUCACUUGGCACACUUUUUCCAGGUCAAUUCAACGCUGGGUCCCUUACAGCUGUCACUUUACAAAAUGCUGAGAGAUGUCCUUAAGUUUCUUGCCAUCUUCCUCCUUCUCUACUUUGCGUUUGCUACUGGGGUGGCCAAGAUUUACUCGUAUUAUGUUGCCUCUCAAAUCGAGCUCCAAAAGCGGGACACCACAACCACUGACCACCAAGUUUCUCAUCCAUUAGCUUUGUGAGUAUUCCAGUAUAUCUUUGAAUUUUUCUCAGGGGUCGUUCUCGAGCUAGGUUUCGGUUUCAAACUAUUACUGAACACUAUUUUGUUUCGUGCUUAAAAUUUAUUUUAAUAACAUGUUUCCAUGAUUGAAAAACUUGAAAUAUUUCCCAAAAUACUGGGUAUUUUUAUUCCCCCACUACCUUUUAACUCUCCUUUGCGAACUAAGAGACGAUCACAGACGAUCGAGAGAAACCUAAAAAAAAACGGGAACUGACGACACCUGUUAUAUAUAUUUCAAAGUUGUUCGCCCGUUGCAAAAUUUGAUUAGUCAUGAACUCAUAUUGAUCGCAGAGCCUAGUCCAUGGCUAUAACAUUAGUUUCCAUGAAAAAAUUGAGAUAACAUUUCGUUCUCACAUCUUUUUUCAGACAUGCCAACACUUUCAUUGUCUUGUUUUGGUUGCUGUUUGGUGGUGGUGGACAGGAGGAGAGCAUUUCAGUGCAGGAUCAAGACUUCAUGCUCAUUACCAAGUUUGGUCGAGUAUUUAUGGGAGCCUACGUCAUAUGCACCAUCCUUGUUGCCCUCAACAUGCUGAUUGCUAUGAUGAACGACUCAUUCCAUAAAAUCAAGGUAAUUUUAAAGGGUUAUUUUGGUGCUAAGUUAUUCUACAAACAAACCAGAGACAAAAGCUGAAAAGUUAACGCAAAAAAAACUGACAAAAGUUUAGGUGUCUCUGCAAUCACGGUACAAGCUUCUUUUAAAAGUUAAUUUGUUCUUAUUAACUGUUCUGAGUUGAUGACAUAAAUUGCUCACCGUAACGAGUUUCUAAAGCUGACGUCUCGAGCGUUAUUAUCUCUUUGUUAGCGAGAAAAGACGAAGGGUACUGUGACGUAAAGCUGACGUUCGGAAAAUCGACCGUAGAAACUUUCUAGAUGACCAUUAUACAUUAUCAACUCAGAUAAUAAAAACUGAAUUUAUUCAUUAGUUAUUUUUUAAGGUAACAAAACUAUCACUAUGGCAAUUCAGACUAAAUAUUAGAAAAAGAAGAUCGCCGAAAUCGUUUCAGAGUCACAUGCAAAAGAGAUGAUUACGUUAAAAUGCAAGGUACCGGUUCCACUAAACAACCUUAGGACACCCCUCUUCCCCCUGCUAUAAAUUAAGAACGCUAAGAAACAAGUCUGACGAUAACCUCUCCUGCAAGCCUUAGUUAGGGAAAUUUCCCCAACUUCACAUUGAAAUCACCAACCACUGAGCUCUAGUCUCUGUACAUGAUGCAAGUUGUUGUCUGUUUUUUCAAUGCUCAGUUAAACGUAACAUAUGCACUUUUUCUCAGAAAAACGCUGUUGUAGAGUGGAAAUUCUCAAGAACCCAAAUGUGGCUGGAAUGGAUCGACAAAGGCAACUCUGUUCCGGUUCCAUUCAAUAUUCCAUACGUCGUUCUCUACCUUUUCUUUCCGUUUCGGUGCCUCUUUCGUAAAUCACUGUGUUUCAAAGGUGAACAGGUACGAAAUUUAAUUUUAAACUUCACCGCCCCUACUUUAUUCUUCUUUUAAUGAUCCAAAUGAAUGUCCCGUAAUAUUUAAUUUUGGCAUCCAGCGUUUGAGCGUACAGAGAGCCGACUGGUUCAAUUGGCCAGUUCAAAUCGUUUGUCUAGCCAAUUAGAGCACGUAAUAAGUAGUGCGUAGUUAACAAAAUCUUUAACACUCAUUUCCAAUUUAAAAUGUUAUCCUGGUGAAGAAAUCAGUCUAAUUUUUGUAAAAAAAAAAAAUUAGGUAAGAAAAUCAAGAAAAAUUAAGAGAUUGUGCGAUGAUUUGGAUGCCCAUUUGAUGGUGAAUAAUAUCCAUAGUUGGUUUAUUCGAAUGCAAACGUCAGCGUGCGUUCAGUCUACUACAAUUUGACGUCAUUUAAGAUCCAUAACUGAAAAGAAGUAGGUCAAAUGGAAUCUGUUUGUUAACCAUAUACGUGAAUUUAUUAUUCUUUUUAAUAAAAAACAGAACAACGAAGUCUCAAUAGAAGAUAUUCCCGGAAGCAAUUUUGAACGAUGUGACGACAGCAAGGACUCAGAAACUUUCGAUAAGAAGGUAUCCUUCGCAAAUUUUUGUACAUUUGUUUAUUUGGAAAUAUUUCUGAAAGUGUAACAUAUCGUUAAGUAACCACAGCCGCCGUAAUAAAAGAAUAACAUAACUCUAGUUUGAAAAAUUCAGAGACUGAUUGAACUAAUUAACUGACUCAGAGCUAACUAAUCGACGUUCACGAAAUGAACUCUUCACUUGGGUGGGAUUUGACACUAAAUUAACAAAAAAAAUCUAUUUGGGGCAAAUUAUGCAUGGAUAUUUGUACACGAUCAAUAAUUACUCCGAGAGAUCGAGUAAUUUAAGGAACAUAUCUAGAUGUCCCACGACAUCUAUACGGCAAUAUUUUGGAGCCAAAAAGAUCCUACCAUGUUCAUCAGCCUUCCAGCAUUUUUUUUAUUAUUAAUUUUUUAGCAGGACAAAAAGGUUGGCUCAAACACUUGUAAAGCAUGAUAAGUGGAUAUUUGAUGGAUUAUAAAUGAAAUUGACAAAUUUUCAACUAAAUGGGGGUAAAAGCGAUAGACAUUUACCGAGCCGCAAAGCUGCGAGGUAAUAUCCACCACUUCUACCGACAAUGGGGUGAAUAAUUGUUUUAGUAUAUACCAUACAGAAACUAAAACAAUACUUUAUAUCUCCCUAUAUACCGAAAGAUAUUAACCUAACCCUUGACGCGCGAUUUUGCUUAUUUGGCUAUUCCGAGUAGAAUGGUACUUGCUAAUUACCUCCGAACUAGCCAAUCAGCGCACUCGAAAAGCACUAUUCACCUGAGUAUAUGAUACUAAGGUGAAAUAUCUGAAUCGAGCGAAUAGAAGACAAUUUUCUCUAGUCUCCACUUUAUCUAGCUGAGGAUCAGAAGGAAAGUAAGGACUUUCAAUCUAAACGAUAGUUUUAACUCAAAGCAACCUUGUUCGAAACAUUCCUAAUGAAGCCUCGGUAGAUGAAUGCUGGUUACCACCACGAUCAACAUGAUUAACGAAAGUAAUAGGACCGAGUGGACUCCAAUUUGGCCCGUAAUCAUACGAGUGAUUAACAAAAUCGGACGACAGCGAAGCGAGAGUCCGAUUUGUCAAUCACGAGUAUGAUCACAGACAGAAUUGAACGACACAAAGUCCUGUUACCAACUGUUAGUUAACUGUUACAAUUUCCGAAAACAAAAAAUACAUUUAGGACAAAAUAUGUGCAGAAGAGACAUUCUCUAAGAAAAAAAAUUCCUCAAUUUUGGAAGUUCCAUGAUUUUUUUUUGGAUAAAUGAUUUUUGCUUUGGUUAUUGUGAUUAAUUCUGUGAUUGGUGGAUUUGACUGAAAGGACUAAGUAUGAUUGGCUGCUUCAACUGUCCGAUUACAGGUUUCUGAUUACAGGUUUCUGAUUUAAGCCAACUCUACGAUUCCACUGUCCAAUUACAACUCUACAGAAUGAUUAGUGAAAAAUAAAGCAGCUGAUGCACCAAUCACAUUUGAGGAGAUUUUAAUGGUGAUGAUUAUGCAAUUUAUUGGCAAGCUCUCGUGUACUAAUACUAAUGCCAUUUAAUUAAUUAUUCUUACGUUUCACUCUAGUCAAUGAAACAGGACCGCCCUGACGCAGUAAAAACUUUGGUCGUAGAAUAUCUGAAAAAGCACUACGAAGCCAAAUGGAAUGAAUGUAGGGCGAAAACUGCCCGAAGUGACUCUGAAAGAGAUCUACCAUCAGUAUGCUCAGGCUGAAGAUAAUCCUUGUUUGCUUUGUUUUGUUUUAAAUGCGAACAGACCGAUGUUUUACCGUAGUCCGUACAGUUUUCGUUUAUUGAUGCUAGAUGGUAGUCUUUCACUAAGGCCAGAGUUGACGGAUGUACAUACUGUAGGAAAGCUAGUGAAGAUUUAAUGAUAUACAGAGUCGAAAGUUUUUAGGGUAAAAAAAAGUUGAGAAGCCAACUUCAACGUUUUAAAAACGGCUAUUACCAACAGAGGUCCCCAAAUUUGUAAUGACCACAACUGUUACUCUAAGAAUGAUGAUUAAUUUCUGAAAUCAGAAAAUUUUAAAAAGUAUGCUCUCAGAGAUGCAGUUUCAACUCCAUCUUCUCCAUUCCAAAGUAUCUAUCUUUGCUUGAGUGUUACCACGAUAUUAGCUUAAGAUUGGCUAAACCACUUUGAAAGACGGGAGGUUUAUAUAUCGGUAUUUCGAAAUACACCAGGUUCUAGAAGGUUUGACUGAUGAUUACUUACUAAGUUAGAUUACGCAUGCAUUUGAUUUGUUUUUUCUCAUGAUCUAUUGGAGGACAGACGCAUAGAUGACGUCACUAUUAGCAACACUUUCUUUUUUAUCAUAUAAAACAGAUAGAUUCCAUGGUGCCGUGGGUUUAUUCUAGACUGAUAGGGACCUUAAGCAAACCACGAUGGCGAUGGCAGCGAGGACGUGACGAAACAAAAGAUCUAACGAGCAGUACAAUGGCUCACUCAGCACGUGCAUUUUAAAACUGUGCACAUUUCUUCGCCGUUCUCUGCAAAAUAACAACGUGAAAUCAUCAAAAUUUGCGUGGUACGAGAAAGGAAACCCUAACGGCAAAUUAUUUCAGUUUCUAUUUGGAACUCAACGCCGCCUUCAUUCUUUAUGCUAAGGUUAACUAACGGCGUCGUAAGAGAUGGUAAACACAUCCAGUCAGUCGCGAAAUUCCGACUAAAAAUUUGUAUUCAUUUUUAAAUAGACGUCUUCCUUGGCGUUGCCGUCCUAACUGCUAAAGGUCCCUAAUCGAUCACAGAAGACACCAAAAUAUGAUAAGAAUAUCAGGACACUCGGCCGUAUUUUUUACGUUCCGUUUAAGGUUCUUAUCACAACUUGAUGUCAUCUGUGAUCUAUUACUGAACAGAAGCACAUGUAGGCUGGAUGAUGUAUGUAUAUUAAGUAAAAGUUACAUGUUGAUCACUUCUGGGAUUUAAAGGGUUAAACAAAUCAAAGCUAGAAGCAAAUAGCUGAAGAUGAGCCAAGGAAGCUAGUAGAUCCAGAGAGGCUGGUAUCGCCAGUUUAAUCGGAAUGUAUUCUGUUACUUUUAGUUAACUUGGUUCCUGCUAGUUUUUUUCUAUUCUCAGACAAGGAGGUUGAGUUUCAGACUCCAAAUACUUAUACAUAAGGAACGAGUGAUUUGGCCACAGUUGUUGACUAGCCAUUGUUGUCAAGACCUUUUCAGUCAAGACCUUUUCAGUCAAGAUCUUUGUUCAUGGAGCCCAUAUGUCUCCUGUUGCGUUUGAUGAUGACUUGACAAGACAAAAAGAUGAUGUGCUACGAGCAGUCCUUCCUCUUCGGCGAAGGCUGUCGCGCGAGUCCAAAAUCUAAGAAUAGCUAAGGCCAACUUAUGGAUAGAAUAAUCUAGAAAGGAAACAUGUUCGUCAAAUUGAAAUUAGUAGUCUUGUAGCAAAACUUGCAUGGUAAAGAUUAAAGUGACUAAAAGAACUCC
Messenger RNA from Pocillopora meandrina, 21082 nucleotides. The record is from the annotation of a GenBank genome assembly. NCBI's taxonomy places the organism in Eukaryota, Metazoa, Cnidaria, Anthozoa, Scleractinia, Pocilloporidae.